AUGAAAGCAACUCUUUCUUCGGAUGGUGAGAUGAAAGUAACUCUUUCAUCAGAUGGUGAGAUGAAAGCAACUCUUUCAUCAGAUGGUGAGAUGAAAGUAACUCUUUCAUCAGAUGGUGAGAUGAAAGUACCUCUUUCAUCAAAUGGUGAGAUCAAAGCAACUCUUUCAUCAGAUGGUGAGAUGAAAGCAACUCUUUCAUCAGAUGGUGAGAUGAAAGUACCUCUUUUAUCAGAUGGUGAGAUGAAAGUACCUCUUUCAUCAGAUGGUGAGAUGAAAGCAACUCUUUCAUCAGAUGGUGAGAUGAAAGCAACUCUUUCUUCGAAUGGUGAGAUGAAAGUAACUCUUUCAUCAGAUGGUGAGAUGAAAGCAACUCUUUCAUCAGAUGGUGAGAUGAAAGUAACUCUUUCAUCAGAUGGUGAGAUGAAAGUACCUCUUUUAUCAGAUGGUGAGAUCAAAGUAACUCUUUCAUCAGAUGGUGAGAUGAAAGCAACUCUUUCAUCAGAUGGUGAGAUGAAAGUACCUCUUUCAUCAGAUGGUGAUAUGAAAGUAAUUCUUUCAUCAGAUGGUGAGAUAAAAGUACCUCUUUCAUCAGAUGGUGAGAUGAAAGCAACUCUUUCAUCAGAUGGUGAGAUGAAAGUACCUCUUUCAUCAGAUGGUGAGAUGAAAGUAACUCUUUUAUCAGAUGAUGGUGAGAUGAAAGCAACUCUUUCAUCAGAUGGUGAGAUGAAAGUACCUCUUUUAUCAGAUGGUGAGAUCAAAGUAACUCUUUCAUCAGAUGGUGAGAUGAAAGCAACUCUUUCAUCAGAUGGUGAGAUGAAAGUACCUCUUUCAUCAGAUGGUGAGAUGAAAGUAAUUCUUUCAUCAGAUGCUGAGAUGAAAGUACCUCUUUCAUCAGAUGGUGAGAUGAAAAUACCUCUUUCAUCAGAUGGUGAGAUGAAAGCAACUCUUUCAUUAGAUGGUGAGAUGAAAGCAACUCUUUCAUCAGAUGGUGAGAUGAAAGCAACUCUUUCAUCAGAUGGUGAGAUGAAAGCAACUCUUUCUUCAGAUGGUGAGAUGAAAGUAACUCUUUCAUCAGAUGGUGAGAUGAAAGCAACUCUUUCAUCAGAUGGUGAGAUGAAAGUAACUCUUUCAUCAGAUGGUGAGAUGAAAGUACCUCUUUCAUCAAAUGGUGAGAUCAAAGUAACUCUUUCAUCAGAUGGUGAGAUGAAAGCAACUCUUUCAUCAGAUGGUGAGAUGAAAGUACCUCUUUUAUCAGAUGGUGAGAUCAAAGUAACUCUUUCAUCAGAUGGUGAGAUGAAAGCAACUCUUUCAUCAGAUGGUGAGAUGAAAGUACCUCUUUCAUCAGAUGGUGAGAUGAAAGUAAUUCUUUCAUCAGAUGCUGAGAUGAAAGUACCUCUUUCAUCAGAUGGUGAGAUGAAAAUACCUCUUUCAUCAGAUGGUGAGAUGAAAGCAACUCUUUCAUUAGAUGGUGAGAUGAAAGCAACUCUUUCAUCAGAUGGUGAGAUGAAAGCAACUCUUUCAUCAGAUGGUGAGAUGAAAGCAACUCUUUCUUCAGAUGGUGAGAUGAAAGUAACUCUUUCAUCAGAUGGUGAGAUGAAAGCAACUCUUUCAUCAGAUGGUGAGAUGAAAGUAACUCUUUCAUCAGAUGGUGAGAUGAAAGUACCUCUUUCAUCAAAUGGUGAGAUCAAAGUAACUCUUUCAUCAGAUGGUGAGAUGAAAGCAACUCUUUCAUCAGAUGGUGUGAUGAAAGUACCUCUUUCAUCAGAUGGUGAUAUGAAAGAAAUUCUUUCAUCAGAUGGUGAGAUGAAAGUACCUCUUUCAUCAGAUCGUGAUAUGAAAGUAAUUCUUUCAUCAGAUGGUGAGAUGAAAGUACCUCUUUCAUCAGAUGGUGAGAUGAAAGCAACUCUUUCAUCAGAUGGUGAGAUGAAAGCAACUCUUUCUUCAGAUGGUGAGAUGAAAGUAACUCUUUCAUCAGAUGGUGAGAUGAAAGUACCUCUUUCAUCAGAUGGUGAGAUGAAAGCAACUCUUUCAUUAGAUGGAGAGAUGAAAGUACCUCUUUCAUCAGAUGGUGAUAUGAAAGUAAUUCUUUCAUCAGAUGGUGAGAUGAAAGCAACUCUUUCAUCAGAUGGUGUGAUGAAAGUACCUCUUUCAUCAGAUGGUGAUAUGAAAGAAAUUCUUUCAUCAGAUGGUGAGAUGAAAGUACCUCUUUCAUCAGAUCGUGAUAUGAAAGUAAUUCUUUCAUCAGAUGGUGAGAUGAAAGUACCUCUUUCAUCAGAUGGUGAGAUGAAAGCAACUCUUUCAUCAGAUGGUGAGAUGAAAGCAACUCUUUCUUCAGAUGGUGAGAUGAAAGUAACUCUUUCAUCAGAUGGUGAGAUGAAAGUACCUCUUUCAUCAGAUGGUGAGAUGAAAGCAACUCUUUCAUCAGAUGGUGAGAUGAAAGCAACUCUUUCUUCAGAUGGUGAGAUGAAAGUAACUCUUUCAUCAGAUGGUGAGAUGAAAGCAACUCUUUCAUCAGAUGGUGAGAUGAAAGUAACUCUUUCAUCAGAUGGUGAGAUGAAAGUACCUCUUUCAUCAAAUGGUGAGAUCAAAGUAACUCUUUCAUCAGAUGGUGAGAUGAAAGCAACUCUUUCAUCAGAUGGUGUGAUGAAAGUACCUCUUUCAUCAGAUGGUGAUAUGAAAGAAAUUCUUUCAUCAGAUGGUGAGAUGAAAGUACCUCUUUCAUCAGAUCGUGAUAUGAAAGUAAUUCUUUCAUCAGAUGGUGAGAUGAAAGUACCUCUUUCAUCAGAUGGUGAGAUGAAAGCAACUCUUUCAUCAGAUGGUGAGAUGAAAGUAACUCUUUCAUCAGAUGGUGAGAUGAAAGUACCUCUUUUAUCAGAUGGUGAGAUCAAAGUAACUCUUUCAUCAGAUGGUGAGAUGAAAGCAACUCUUUCAUCAGAUGGUGAGAUGAAAGUACCUCUUUCAUCAGAUGGUGAUAUGAAAGUAAUUCUUUCAUCAGAUGGUGAGAUGAAAGUACCUCUUUCAUCAGAUGGUGAGAUGAAAGCAACUCUUUCAUCAGAUGGUGAGAUGAAAGUACCUCUUUCAUCAGAUGGUGAGAUGAAAGUAACUCUUUUAUCAGAUGGUGAGAUGAAAGUAACUCUUUCAUCAGAUGAUGGUGAGAUGAAAGCAACUCUUUCAUCAGAUGGUGAGAUGAAAGUACCUCUUUUAUCAGAUGGUGAGAUCAAAGUAACUCUUUCAUCAGAUGGUGAGAUGAAAGCAACUCUUUCAUCAGAUGGUGAGAUGAAAGUACCUCUUUCAUCAGAUGGUGAGAUGAAAGUAAUUCUUUCAUCAGAUGCUGAGAUGAAAGUACCUCUUUCAUCAGAUGGUGAGAUGAAAAUACCUCUUUCAUCAGAUGGUGAGAUGAAAGCAACUCUUUCAUUAGAUGGUGAGAUGAAAGCAACUCUUUCAUCAGAUGGUGAGAUGAAAGCAACUCUUUCAUCAGAUGGUGAGAUGAAAGCAACUCUUUCUUCAGAUGGUGAGAUGAAAGUAACUCUUUCAUCAGAUGGUGAGAUGAAAGCAACUCUUUCAUCAGAUGGUGAGAUGAAAGUAACUCUUUCAUCAGAUGGUGAGAUGAAAGUACCUCUUUCAUCAAAUGGUGAGAUCAAAGUAACUCUUUCAUCAGAUGGUGAGAUGAAAGCAACUCUUUCAUCAGAUGGUGUGAUGAAAGUACCUCUUUCAUCAGAUGGUGAUAUGAAAGAAAUUCUUUCAUCAGAUGGUGAGAUGAAAGUACCUCUUUCAUCAGAUCGUGAUAUGAAAGUAAUUCUUUCAUCAGAUGGUGAGAUGAAAGUACCUCUUUCAUCAGAUGGUGAGAUGAAAGCAACUCUUUCAUCAGAUGGUGAGAUGAAAGCAACUCUUUCUUCAGAUGGUGAGAUGAAAGUAACUCUUUCAUCAGAUGGUGAGAUGAAAGUACCUCUUUCAUCAGAUGGUGAGAUGAAAGCAACUCUUUCAUUAGAUGGAGAGAUGAAAGUACCUCUUUCAUCAGAUGGUGAUAUGAAAGUAAUUCUUUCAUCAGAUGGUGAGAUGAAAGCAACUCUUUCAUCAGAUGGUGUGAUGAAAGUACCUCUUUCAUCAGAUGGUGAUAUGAAAGAAAUUCUUUCAUCAGAUGGUGAGAUGAAAGUACCUCUUUCAUCAGAUCGUGAUAUGAAAGUAAUUCUUUCAUCAGAUGGUGAGAUGAAAGUACCUCUUUCAUCAGAUGGUGAGAUGAAAGCAACUCUUUCAUCAGAUGGUGAGAUGAAAGCAACUCUUUCUUCAGAUGGUGAGAUGAAAGUAACUCUUUCAUCAGAUGGUGAGAUGAAAGUACCUCUUUCAUCAGAUGGUGAGAUGAAAGCAACUCUUUCAUCAGAUGGUGAGAUGAAAGCAACUCUUUCUUCAGAUGGUGAGAUGAAAGUAACUCUUUCAUCAGAUGGUGAGAUGAAAGCAACUCUUUCAUCAGAUGGUGAGAUGAAAGUAACUCUUUCAUCAGAUGGUGAGAUGAAAGUACCUCUUUCAUCAAAUGGUGAGAUCAAAGUAACUCUUUCAUCAGAUGGUGAGAUGAAAGCAACUCUUUCAUCAGAUGGUGUGAUGAAAGUACCUCUUUCAUCAGAUGGUGAUAUGAAAGAAAUUCUUUCAUCAGAUGGUGAGAUGAAAGUACCUCUUUCAUCAGAUCGUGAUAUGAAAGUAAUUCUUUCAUCAGAUGGUGAGAUGAAAGUACCUCUUUCAUCAGAUGGUGAGAUGAAAGCAACUCUUUCAUCAGAUGGUGAGAUGAAAGCAACUCUUUCUUCAGAUGGUGAGAUGAAAGUAACUCUUUCAUCAGAUGGUGAGAUGAAAGUACCUCUUUCAUCAGAUGGUGAGAUGAAAGUACCUCUUUCAUCAAAUGGUGAGAUGAAAGUACCUCUUUCAUCAGAUGGUGAGAUGAAAGUAACUCUUUCAUCAGAUGGUGAGAUGAAAAUACCUCUUUCAUCAAAUGGUGAGAUGAAAGCAACUCUUUCAUCAGAUGGUGAGAUGAAAGUAACUCUUUCAUCAGAUGGUGAGAUGAAAGCAACUCUUUCAUCAGAUGGUGAGAUGAAAGUACCUCUUUUAUCAGAUGGUGAGAUCAAAGUAACUCUUUCAUCAGAUGGUGAGAUGAAAGCAACUCUUUCAUCAGAUGGUGAGAUGAAAGUACCUCUUUCAUCAGAUGGUGAGAUGAAAGUAAUUCUUUCAUCAGAUGGUGAGAUGAAAGUUCCUCUUUCAUCAGAUGGUGAGAUGAAAGUACCUCUUUCAUCAGAUGGUGAGAUGAAAGCAACUCUUUCAUCAGAUGGUGAGAUGAAAGCAACUCUUUCUUCAAAUGGUGAGAUGAAAGUAACUCUUUCAUCAGAUGGUGAGAUGAAAGAAACUCUUUCAUCAGAUGGUGAGAUGAAAGUAACUCUUUCAUCAGAUGGUGAGAUAAAAGUACCUCUUUCAUCAGAUGGUGAGAUCAAAGUAACUCUUUCAUCAGAUGGUGAGAUGAAAGCAACUCUUUCAUCAGAUGGUGAGAUGAAAGUACCUCUUUCAUCAGAUGGUGAUAUGAAAGUAAUUCUUUCAUCAGAUGGUGAGAUGAAAGUACCUCUUUCACCAGAUGGUGAGAUGAAAGCAACUCUUUCAUCAGAUGGUGAGAUAAAAGCAACUCUUUCUUCAGAUGGUGAGAUGAAAGUAACUCUUUCAUCAGAUGGUGAGAUGAAAGCAACUCUUUCAUUAGAUGGUGAGAUGAAAGUACCUCUUUCAUCAGAUGGUGAUAUGAAAGUAAUUCUUUCAUCAGAUGGUGAGAUGAAAGUACCUCUUUCAUCAGAUGGUGAGAUGAGAGCAACUCUUUCAUCAAAUGGUGAGAUGAAAGCAACUCUUUCAUCAGAUGGUGAGAUGAAAGUAACUCUUUCAUCAGAUGGUGAGAUGAAAGUACCUCUUUCAUCAGAUGGUGAGAUGAAAGUUCCUCUUUCAUCAGAUGGUGAGAUGAAAGUAACUCUUUCAUCAGAUGGUGAGAUGAAAGUACCUCUUUCCUCAGAUGGUGAGAUGAAAGUAAUUCUUUCAUCAGAUAGUGAGAUGAAAGUACCUCUUUUAUCAGAUGGUGAGAUGAAAGUAACUCUUUCAUCAGAUGGUGAGAUGAAAGUAACUCUUUCAUCAGAUAGUGAGAUGAAAGUAACUCUUUCAUCAGAUGAUGGUGAGAUGAAAGUACCUCUUUCAUCAGAUGGUGAGAUGAAAGUAACUCUUUCAUCAGAUGGUGAGAUUUCCAUCACCCCGCCCCAUUCUCCGCUUUCCAUCACCCCGCCCCAUUCUCCCGAUUUCCAUCACCCCGCCCCAUUCUCCUGCUUUCCAACACCCUGCCCCAUUCUCCUGCUUUCCAUCACCCCACCCCAUUCUCACUCUUUCCAUCACCCCUCCCCAUUCUCCCUCUUUCCAUCACCCCGCCCCAUUCUCCUGCUUUCUAUCACCCCGCCCCAUUCUCCCUCUUUCCAUCACCCUGCCCCAUUCUCCCGCCUUCCAUCACCCCGCCCCAUUCUCCAUCUUUCCAUCACCCUGCCCAAUUCUCCCACGUUCCAUCACCCCGCCCCAUUCUCCCGCCUUCCAUUACCCCGCCCCAUUCUCCCUCUUUCUAUCACCCCGCCCCAUUCUCCCGCUUUCCAUCACCCCGCCCCAUUUUCCCGAUUUCCAUCACCCCGCCCCAUUCUCCGCUUUCCAUCACCCCGCCCCAUUCUCCCGCUUUCCAUCACCCCGCCCCAUUCUCCCGCUUUCCAUCACCCAGCCCCAUUCUCCCGCUUUCCAUCACCCCGCCCCAUUCUCCCGCUUUCCAUCACCCCGCCCCAUUCUCCCUCUUUCCAUCCCAUUCUCCCGCAUUCCUUCACCCCGCCCCAUUUUCCCUCGUUCCAUCACCCCGCUCCAUUCUCCCGCUUUCCAUCACCCCGCCCAAUUCUCCCUCUUUCCAUCACCCCUCCCCAUUCUCCCUCUUUCCAUCACCCCGCCCCAUUCUCCCGCUUUCCAUCACCACGCCCCAUUCUCCCUCUUUCCACCACCCUGCCCCAUUCUCCCUCUUUCCAUCACCCCGCCCCAUUCUCCCGCUUUCCAUCACCCCGCCCCAUUCUCCCUCUUUCCAUCACCCCGCCCCAUUCUCCCGCUUUCCAUCACCCCGCCCCGUUCUCCCUCUUUCCAUCACCCCGCUCCAUUCUCCCGCUUUCCAUCACCCCGCCCAAUUCUCCCUCUUUCCAUCACCCCUCCUCAUUCUCCCUCUUUCCAUCACCCCGCCCCAUUCUCCCGCUUUCCACCACCCCGCUCCAUUCUCCCGCUUUCCAUCACCCUGCCCAAUUCUCCCGCUUUCCAUCACCACGCCCCAUUUUCCCUCUUUCCAUCACCCCGCCCCAUUCUCCCGCUUUCCAUCACCCCGCCCCAUUCUCCCGCUUUCCAUCACCUCGCUCCAUUCUCCCGUUUUCCAUCACCCCGCCCAAUUCUCCCUCUUUCUAUCACCCCUCUCCAUUCUCCCUCUUUCCAUCACCCCGCCCCAUUCUCCCGCUUUCCAUCACCCCGCCCCAUUCUCCCUCUUUCCAUCACCCCGCCCCAUUCUCCCGCUUUCCAUCACCCCGCCCCAUUCUCCCGCUUUUCAUCACCCCGCCCCAUUCUCCCGCUUUCCAUCACCCCGCCCCAUUCUCUCGCCUUCCAUCACCCCGCCCAAUUCUCCCGCUUUCCAUCACCCCGCCCCAUUCUCCCGCUUUCCAUCACCACGCCCCCUUCUCCCUUCUUCCAUCACCCCGCCCCAUUCUCCUGCAAUCCAUCACCCCGCCCCAUUCUCCCGCUUUCUAUCAGCCCGCCCCAUUCUCCUGCUUUCCAUCACCCCGCCCCAUUCUCCCUCCUUCCAUCACCCCGCUUCAUUUUCCCUCCUUCCAUCACCCCGCCCCAUUCUCCCUCCUUCCAUCACCCCGCCCCAUUCUCCCGCUUUCCAUCUCCCCGCCCCAUUCUCCCGCUUUCCAGCACCCGCCCCAUUCUCCUGCUUUCCAUCACCCCGCCCCAUUCUUCUGCUUUCCAUCACCCCGCCCCAUUCUCCCGCUUUCCAUCACCCCACACCAUUCACCCGCUUUCCAUCACCCGCCCCAUCUCCCGCUUUCCAUCACCCCGCCCCAUUCUCCCGCUCUCCAUCACCCCGCCCCAUUCUCCCGCUUUUAA
Molecule: messenger RNA, 8175 nt
Organism: Closterium sp. NIES-65
Lineage: Eukaryota; Viridiplantae; Streptophyta; Zygnematophyceae; Desmidiales; Closteriaceae
Source: the annotation of a GenBank genome assembly